AUGAAUCCCACAAUCCUUUGCGUUCUUGCUUUCGCUUUAUCAGCUGUUACUGCAGCUCCGAGGAAUCUAUUCCGAUCAAGCACGGUGCAUAAACAACAAACCACAUCACUGAGUAGACAACAAAACGUGCAACAUUCACCUCGAGUGCAGCAACUACUGACGCGCAUGCGCAAUCCAACCCAGUUAAACCUUAUCAGGAACAGGCCAACUCUAAUGAAGAAGAUUCAAAUUGAUCCGCACAGCAGGACAGUCUCUAUAAAAACUGAGGGCCAGCCGCAUAUAAUACUGAAGAGUCGCCGUAAUCUAAGACUCAAAAUUCACGGAAGGGGAGGGGAACCAACAAAGGUCAUCAACGUUAUGUUUAGAAAUCGUCCCUCACCUCAGCAACAAAGAAAAUCCAUCAUUCAACAGGAUCAACGUUCCCUCAUAAUUUCAUCAGCAUUGAAGAAUUCACCCGGUAAAACUGGACAGAAAAACACACAGGUCUUACAAGGUCAAAACAAAGGUCAAAUCGGACAAAAUGGUGUCCAUCGGAGCCAACAUGUACAAACUGGAAGCGAAUCCCAACGUCUUCUUGGUGAAUUACGUUCGACUCUUGAGCAGUUGAUACGGCAGAAACUUCUUUCCUCUAACUUCCAGAAAUCUUCCACAGCUUUGGUCACUGAGAAGGUACAAGGUAACACUGUGGACGCCGUCAGAGUUACUGCUAAUACGCAUGCGCCUGUAGAAAGUAAAACGGAAUCCACUUCUUCUUCCAUUUUUCCAAGCACAACGACAUUUCCGAUCGAUUACGAAACAGAGGAGCCAGAACAUCCCUGA
Messenger RNA from Saccostrea echinata, 819 nucleotides. RefSeq lists its product as uncharacterized. The transcript has 2 exons. The coding region runs from base 1 to 819 and encodes 272 amino acids. The record is from RefSeq and is a predicted model, not a curated record. Lineage: Eukaryota; Metazoa; Mollusca; Bivalvia; Ostreida; Ostreidae.